AUAAUUUGCACACAUAGCAUAAUGGUAAAGGUUGUCCAGCUGAGAGAGGCUUUACUUUGUAGUUGGUCAAACUUAACGAAGCAAGAAAUGGGAUGGAAAAGUCCUCUAGACUUCCACAAGAAAAACGUCUUCUUGGGAUAGAAGAGAAAACAUGGAUGGACACAAUACAACACAACACAACACAACAUCGUCCAAUACAAGCUCUUUCCAAUUGUAAUCUUGGCCCGGGUGCUAGGAUCUGCUUUCUCAGGGAACUUUAGUUGUCUUUGCUGAAACGGGGUUUCUCAAUCUUCAUGGCUCUCUCAGAUUUAGGCAUUUGGAAUUGAAUUGGAAUAGGUAUGCAAACAUUUCCAUCGGAAGUUUUUGGAAAUUUCUGCUACCCUUGUGCCAACAUUAGUGACUGUGUUCUUGUUCCACUGGAAGAAAAAGAGUCAUAUUUCCUUGCCUAAGUUGUGUUGCAAGAUGAUGGUUCUAGAUGUGUUAUCUUCUGGUCCAACAGGAACAGCCAUUUCUCAAACUGUAGAGACCAUUGCCGAGUUCCUAAUUACUGCUAACGAAGUGCUUGUGAAGAAGGAUAGUUUUAAGGAACUUGCAGCUUACAUGGAAAGAAUCAAGCCUAUAUUAGAAGAAUUAAAGAAAGGAAAAGUCAGUAAUUAUGAGUCAUUUAACCAAGCCAUUGAGACCAUGAAUAAGGAAAUUAAAGAUGCAAAGCAACUGGCUCAAGAAUGCAGCAAGAAGAGCAAGGUUUAUCUGCUAAUGAACAGCAGGUUCAUUGUUAAGAGCUUAGAAAAUCACACAGAACAGCUGAGUAGGGCACUUGGUCUUCUGCCUUUAGCCACAACAGGUCUUUCUUCAGGAAUCCUUGAAGAAAUUGAAAAGCUAUGUGACAAUAUGCAGAGUGCUGGAUUUAAAGCAGCUCUAGCUGAAGAAGAGAUUUUAGAGAAAAUUGAUUCAGGGAUCAGGGAAAACAAUGUCGAUCGUUCCUAUGCCAAUAAUUUGCUAUUUCUCAUUGCUCAGGCUGUUGGGAUUAGGAAUGAUAGGUCAACAAUAAAGAUGGAACUUGAAAAGUUCAAGAGUGAAAUUGAAGAUGCACGCCUUAAGAAGGACUUGGCUGAAGCUAGGCAAAUGGAUCAAAUCAUUGCUUUGUUGGAAAGGGCUGAUGCAGCUUCAUCACCUAGGGACAAGGAACUCAAAUACUUUGCAAAACGCCAAUCUUUGGGUAGUCAAAUCUUGGAGCCUUUGCAGUCAUUUUAUUGCCCCAUCACUCAGGAUGUUAUGGUGGAUCCUGUAGAAAUUUCAUCAGGGCAGACAUUUGAGAGAAGUGCAAUAGAAAAGUGGUUUGCAGAAGGAAACAAUUUGUGUCCCAUGACCUUGAUUCCUUUAGACACAUCAAUUUUGAGACCUAACAAAAAGUUGAAACAAUCCAUACAUGAGUGGAAGGAUAGAAAUAUAAUGAUCACAAUUGCUACAUUGAAAGAAAAAAUCCAGUCUGGAAGCGAUGAAGAAGUGCUGCAUGACCUGCAAACUAUUCAGAAAUUGUGCGAAGAAAAAGAGCAAUACAGGGAAUGGGUGAUACUGGAGAAUUACAUAAUAACUCUCAUCCAAAUUCUAUCAAGACACCGUGAUAUAAGGAAACAUUCUCUUGUCAUCCUCGGCAUGCUGGCAAAGGAUAAUGAAGAAGCUAAGGAAAGAAUUUCAACCGUUGACCAUGCAAUUGAAUUAAUUGUCCGGUCUCUUGGUCGUCGUCCAGAGGAAAGGAAGUUAGCAGUAGCAUUGCUGCUCGAAUUAUCCAAAUAUGAUUUGGCACGAGAACAGAUUGGAAAAGUUCAAGGUUGCAUACUAUUAUUGGUGACUAUGACUAGUGGAGAUGACAAUCAAGCUGCUAGAGAUGCAACUGAGCUAUUGGAGAAUCUUUCAUACUCCGAUCAGAAUGUUAUACAGAUGGCAAAAGCAAAUUAUUUCAAGCAUUUAUUGCAGCGUCUCUUCACAGGACCGGAUGAUGUAAAGAUGAUUAUGGCAACAAGUUUAGCAGAAAUGGAGUUAGCAGACCACAAUAGGGAGUCCUUGUUUGAUGGUGGUGUACUGGUUCCUCUUCUUCACAUGUUUUCAGAAAAUGAUCUUCAGGUGAAAACAGUUGCUAUUAAAGCUCUUAGGAAUUUGUCCAGUUCAAAGAGAAAUGGACAGGAUAUGAUAAGACAGGGGGCUGCACGACCGCUGCUUCAGCUCCUUUUCAAUCAAAACGUACAAACCGCAAGUUUGUGGGAAGAUGUAGCAGCCAUAAUUAUGCAACUGGCUGCAUCAACUAUUUCUCAGGAUGCUCAAACACCUGUUUUAUUACUAGAAUCUGAUGAUGACGUUUUUCAUCUCUUCAAUUUAGUUAGUUUCAUGAAGCCUGUUGUGCAACAGAACAUUAUCCAGACCUUUUAUGCCUUGUGUCAAACACCCUCGGCUUCAUAUAUCAGAACCAAACUAAAAGAGUGCUCAGCUGUUCCAAAAUUGGUUCAACUGUGUGAGAAUGAAAACCUAAACCUUCGAGCAAGUGCUGUGAAGUUGUUUUCAUGCGUGGUGGAGAGUUGUGAUGAAGCCAUCGUACUGGAGAAUGUGGACCAGAAGUGCAUUAGUACUUUACUCCGGAUCUUAAAAUCUUCAUCUGAUGAAGAGGAAACACUUUCUGCUAUGGGAAUAAUAUGCUAUCUUCCAGAAAUUGACCAGAUAACUCAACGGCUUCUUGAUGCUGGAGCACUGCCAAUCAUUAAAAGUUAUGUCCAAGAUGGGAAAGACAGAGAUCAUCUAGUAGAGAACGCCAUUGGUGCCCUAUGUCGAUUUACAGUUCCAACAAACGUGGAAUGGCAGAAAAGUGCAGCUGAAACCGGGAUCAUAACUGUUUUAGUGCAGCUUCUUGAGAAUGGAACCACCUUGACAAAACAGCGCGUGGCACAGUCUCUUGCUCAGUUUUCUAAAAGUUCAAUUCGCCUGAGCAGGCCAAUACCAAAGCGAAAAGGACUAUGGUGCUUCUCAGCUCCUGCUGAUGUUGGCUGCAUGGUUCAUGGAGGAAUAUGCUCAGUGAAAUCAUCAUUUUGCCUCUUGGAGGCUAAUGCAGUGGGACCACUCACAAGGACUCUUGAGGACUCUGAUCCUGGAGUUUGCGAGGCUUCUUUGGAUGCUCUAUUAACACUAAUUGAAGGUGAAAGACUGCAGAGUGGUAGUAAAGUUCUUGCUGAUGCAAAUGCCAUACCACUAAUAAUAAGAUAUCUUGGUUCACCCUCCCCUGGCUUGCAGGAAAAGUCUCUACAUGCUUUGGAAAGGAUUUUUCGGCUAGUCGAGUUCAAACAGACAUAUGGAGCCUCAGCUCAAAUGCCUCUAGUUGACUUAACUCAGAGAGGCAAUGGUAGCAUUAGAUCAUUGUCAGCCAGAAUAUUGGCACAUUUGAACGUGCUUCAUGACCAGUCUUCAUAUUUCUAAAGGAAAAUCUUGGUUCAAGUUCGUGUACUCAGGAGCUAAGAUUCGGAUAACCAUGUGGAACUAACCUUCUCUUGAUCCAUUCACUGUGCAUGACACAACUACAUGCUUGGACAGGAAAUGGAACAUUUGCUUCUUUAACAGUGAUAACUGCUUUCCUCAGUGCACCAACAUAUUGUUUCACUUACCAGGAGAACCCCACAAGGAUAUGGUGUUCCUCAAUCUUGUAACCAUUUGACCAAAAAGUUUUGCAAGUGUGCACUUGGCUAGUUCUCAUGGAGUAUCCCAUUAGCUCUUAAACAAUUGUGACCAAUGUUGAGUUGGGGCUGUUAGUGUGUCAUGGAAUCAGCACCAUUGGACAUGCAGGGAUUUAUUUGGGGCCUAUAUUAAACGUCUCAAAUAAUAUAUAGCUUGUACAUUUGAAGAUUGAUUGUUGUUAUUGCUUGCUGUAAAAUGAAUACAGAAUUCCCUUUAUGGAAUAAUAAUUGUAUUCUUUGCUAUUUGAACUCAUUGUGAUUCUUCUUAUUAUAUAGUGAAAAGGUAGCGAAACAUCUCUUUGUUA
This is a messenger RNA of Cajanus cajan (pigeon pea), 4021 nucleotides long. RefSeq names its product U-box domain-containing protein 44. Gene Ontology annotation, biological process: protein ubiquitination; cell surface receptor signaling pathway. Gene Ontology annotation, molecular function: ubiquitin-protein transferase activity; protein binding. The record is from RefSeq and is a predicted model, not a curated record. NCBI's taxonomy places the organism in Eukaryota, Viridiplantae, Streptophyta, Magnoliopsida, Fabales, Fabaceae.